Pantherophis guttatus is the source of this 3707-nucleotide messenger RNA. RefSeq names its product DLG associated protein 3 (gene DLGAP3). Gene Ontology annotation, biological process: signaling. Gene Ontology annotation, cellular component: glutamatergic synapse; postsynaptic specialization. NCBI's taxonomy places the organism in Eukaryota, Metazoa, Chordata, Lepidosauria, Squamata, Colubridae. The record is from RefSeq and is a predicted model, not a curated record. Gene Ontology annotation, molecular function: molecular adaptor activity.
CGUCCCUCCCCCCUUUCCCUUGAAGCCCUUUGCCUUCUAGACCCCAGACCAGCCAAGACCCAGUGCCAUCUCCGACCUCUCUCCCCGCUGACGUGCGCUCGGGAAAGGCAACCGGCACUCGGAAGGGGAAGCCGAGAAGACCAUUCGGGGGGAUUUAAAAGGCUGGAAGGAUAUGGUCGGUUGUUCUGGAUGCCUCGGACAAAGGUGCUGGGUCUUCCUCUUCCCCUGACCCACAGAGAGCAGGAUGAGUGGCCUACUUGCCCGGUGAUGACACCAUGAAGAGCUACCAUGGGGACCGCAACCAGUCACGAGAACACCCUUGCCACUGCAUCCCAGAGGCCUGCGACCAGCCAAUGGAAUACAUCCACCAUAGCCAGGAAUCUCGCCAGCCAUACCUCCUCAGUCCCAGUGAGCCUUAUUCCUUGGACCACUACUGCUCAUCCCGGAGCUCUGCUGACCCUCCCCUCAGCCUAACUGAACCACUUUCUGCUGCCAGCAGUAGCAGCACCUUUCCUAGAAUGCACCACACACCUCAACAGUACGACUCCUGUGACGAGUGCAUGGCGGCCGCCCAUCCUUCCGGCAAGAUCAACCGGCUGCCCCCCACUCUCCUGGACCAGUUCGAGAAGCAGCUGCCUCUUCACCACGACGGCUUCCACACCCUGCAGUACCAGCGGGCCAGCAGCACAGAACAGCCACGCAGUGAGAGUCCCAGCCGCAUCCGGCAUCUCGUCCAUUCCGUCCAGAAGCUCUUUGCCAAGUCACAUUCCCUGGAAGCCCCAUCCAAGCGGGAGUACAACGGCACCAAGAUGGAAGGGCGGGGCACCGAGGGAGGGUACCACCACCACCACCCUCACCACCACCGCCAGUCGCGGCACGGCAAGCGUAGCAAAAGCAAAGACCGGAAGAUGGAUUCCUCGUCGUCUUCUUCCCGCCAUCGGAACAAGAUGAUGGGCUGGUGGAGCUCUGAUGAUAACCUGGACAGUGAUAGCAGCUACAUGGUGUCCGGAAGACAACAUGCUGUUGACCAGAGCACCCAGUACUGUGUGGACACCCCUGAAAGUGCCUUCCGAGACUUGACUUUGAAGGGUCUCAAAAGUGGAGGUGGAGAAGGCAAGUGUUUAGCCUGUGCAGGAAUGUCCAUGUCCUUGGAUGGCCAGACUCUCAAGAGGAGUUCUUGGCAUACGAUGACGGUCAGCCAAGCACGGGAGGCUUAUCCCAGCUCAGGAGGAGGCCCAGAAAAAGCCUUGAUGCUUCAAGAGGCCAAGGCCAAGGAUCGGUCCUAUCAUUAUCUUCAGGUGCCACAGGAUGAUUGGGGAGGAUACCCAACAUCGGGGAAGGACGGCGAGAUCCCUUGUCGACGGAUGCGGAGUGGCAGCUACAUCAAGGCCAUGGGAGAUGAUGAUAGUGGGGACUCAGAUACCAGCACCAAAGUGUCUCCCAAGGAGGUGGCCCGGCGUGAGGCAUACCGCCGUUCAUCCAGCGUAGAUCAGGCCAGAACCAAGUUUGCAAGUAGACACUAUUCUGACUCAUAUAUCUGUAACUGUCCCAGCUGCUGCACACCACCCCGAAUCCGGCCACGGGGACAAGGGUAUGGACGUUCCUUCACCACUGGGCAGAUCAAUGAUGAGUUGAACCAUCAGUUUGAGGCUGUGUGUGAGUCUGUUUUCGGAGAGGUGGAGUCCCAGGCUGUGGAGGCUUUGGAUCUGCCCGGUUGCUUCCGCAUGCGCAGCCAUAGUUACCUGCGGGCUAUUCAAGCUGGCUGCUCCCAGGACGAUGACUGCCUCUCUCUCUUCACCAUGGCAACAACCACUCACCAGCCUGGCCAACCUCUCACCAGCAGCAUCCUCAAGCCAAGCACCUCUUUUAGUUACCGGAAAGCUCCACCAGCCCUCCCUUCAGGAAUCAAAGCCAAGCCCCUCAUUGCUGUUACAGCCCAAAGCAGCACCGAAUCUACCCAUGACAGUUUCCUGCCCAGAGAGAUCAACCGAAGCUCAUCCUGGGCCAAAGAGGCCACCAAGCACUGCAACUCUUCUGAGAGUUUAGAAAGCACCAAGAUCACUGCCAUGUCUCUGGAUUUGCCUUCGGUCCAACCCCGGACUUCCCCCAAACCUUCCACCCUUAUCAUCAGGACGAUUCCAGGGAGGGAAGAGCUAAGAAGUUUGGCUCGCCAGAGGAAAUGGCGUCCAUCUAUCGGUGUUCAGGUGGAAACGAUAUCCGAUUCUGACACCGAAAGCCGAAGCUGUCGAGAGUUCCACUCCAUCGGUGUUCAAGUGGAAGAAGAUAAACGGCGUGCUCGGUUCAAGCGGUCCAACAGUGUGACAGCAGGGGUGCAGGCUGACUUAGAGCUGGAAGGCUUGGCUGGGCUGGCCGUGGCCACCGAGGACAAGGCCCUUCAGUUUGGACGAUCCUUCCAGCGGCACUCCUCCGAGCCCGAAUCCACGCGGCAAUAUUCCGUCUACAAAACCGUUCACACGCAAGGGCAGUGGGCCUAUCGGGAGGACUACCAGAUGCAAUACGACACGGUGGAAGUGCCACGACAGGAGUCCUGGAUGGACCGAGGUUCCCGGAGCCUGCCAGAUUCUGGCCGAGCGUCGCCUUGCCACCGGGACGGCGAGUGGUUCAUCAAGUUAUUGCAGGCCGAGGUGGAAAAGAUGGAAGGCUGGUGCCAGCAGAUGGAACUGGAGGCAGAAGAUUACGAUCUGCCGGAAGAGAUUCUUGAGAAGAUCCGUAGUGCGGUUGGCAGUGCCCAGCUCCUGAUGAGCCAGAAAGUCCAGCAGUUUUACCGACUCUGCCAGCAAAAUAUGGAUCCCAAUGCUUUCCCCAUUCCCACUUUCCAGGAUCUGGCUGGAUUCUGGGAUCUCCUGCAGCUCUCAAUUGAGGAUGUCAGCAUGAAGUUUGCCGAACUUCAGCAACUCAAAUCUAACGGGUGGAAGCCCAUUGAGGCUAAGCAGGAGGAAAAGAAGGUGCCUCCGCCGAUACCAAAGAAGCCACCACGCUCCCGGCUGCACCCGGUGAAGGACCGAUCUCUGGACUCUGUGGACCGGCAGAGACAAGAAGCUCGCAAGAGGCUCUUGGCGGCCAAGCGGGCUGCCUCCUUCCGCCAGAGCUCAGCUACUGAGAGCGCGGACAGCAUCGAGAUCUACAUCCCAGAGGCCCAGACCAGACUGUGAGGGUUGGGGUCACCUUUUCUAACCCUCCGCCAGGCAGAGCGCACAGCAUUCUGGGGAUCUGCUGGCUAUGUUCCACAGUUUCUUUCAAGAGAGAAACAUAAGGAUCUACCCUGUCUCUACUUUUUUUAAAAAAAAGAAGAAGAAGAACUUCUGAGAAAUCCAUGAACUUCAUACAAGACAGUUGAGAAAACUAAGGUUCUGGCCCUUACACUCAUCCCUCUCAGCAGGACUUGGCAACAACCAGCCUAUAUCAUAAGCUGUCCUCGGAUCCAUCAGGACCCUCAUCUCCUUCCCUUCCUCUUCUUAUCAUCUUUGCCUCCUGUUCCAUCAGCGGGCAUUAUCCCUUCCACUUUAAAUCAACCCCGUAUAUGAGCUUUUCUCACUGUCCUGCAGGCUCGGGCCCCCUCCCACGACCCCCGUUCACUCCACCUCCGUGGGUUCUAGACCCAUCAAUAUUUAUAUUAAAAAAAAUAUAUAUGUAUAUGUACUUCUAUAAAUAUAACCGAAAGGGCAGAAACUGCCCCCAAGACCACA